This is a messenger RNA of Schizophyllum commune H4-8, 2748 nucleotides long. RefSeq lists its product as uncharacterized. Lineage: Eukaryota; Fungi; Basidiomycota; Agaricomycetes; Agaricales; Schizophyllaceae. The record is from RefSeq and is a predicted model, not a curated record. The coding region runs from base 1 to 2748 and encodes 915 amino acids. The transcript has 9 exons.
AUGAAUCACCCUUCGCGCUCCGCGACCCCGGAGUCCGUGCUCGCCAAUAGCCUCCAUCGCGCAACGACGAAUAUCGAUGAUCUCACUCAAGCUCUCGCUGAUUUCUCGCGGCUGCCGUCACCGGAGCCGCCUCUGGCCUCAUGCUGCUGCGGGAGGGAGGACUGCGAACAUGCGAAGGCGUGGGCAGCACUGAAGGCGCGACUGGAGAGCAGGCUCAUCCUGAGCGCAGAGGUCGGGCAAGCACUCUUGCAGCGGCACGAAGCAUACGUCCGCGAAGAGGCGAGUGACUUGACGUUGAACGCCGAUCUACCCCUUACCCCAUCGCUCCCUAAAGAGGCGACACACCACGGAGGACCCCGCGGACGUAACCAUGACCCAGCAGUCCGCCGACUCGCAGUCGACCGAGACAUCGAGGUCGGUCCUAGAAGCGUCAAUGCUGAGGUCACGGAAGCGUCAAACAAGGCCCUACUUGAAGAAGUUGAUGACGCACGCGCAACCAUAUCCCGCCUCACCGGCUACCAAGCGCGAUCAUUGGGAUGGGAAACCAAGGUCGCUGCCGCGCAAAGGGAGCGUGACGACAUGCAGCAGGAACGCGAUGGCGAGUCUCAACGCGCUAGGCUUGCGGAAUCCCGCUUCAAUGCCCUGAAGGAGAAGACCAAGAAGCUCCAAGCUGAGCUAAGACGGGUUCAAGAGGAACUCGAGGAGAAGCGAAUGCAUCGGUUGGAGACCUCCGAAUCCCUCAUACAGGACGCUCGUUCGCGAAUACAUAGCUUCCAGCAGUCUUCGCAGACGAGAACAACCCAAUCACGCGAAGCCGAGCACGAAGAGAUGACUAAAGUUCUGGAAUCUCUCGUCAGCGACAAUGAGAUCCUGAAGCGGGACAAUGCAGAGCUGCAGCGGCUGCUGGCUGAGUCGCGAGGAGACCUGCAUAACUUGCAAGAGGAGCUCGAAGAGCAGAAGGCCGCGUACCCGUCACGAGCACCUACACCGCUGCGACAUCAGCACACAGGGAGUAUGCCGACGAAUAACUUCAAGGACUUCAUCAUGCGAGGGAACCGUCGUAGCGAAAGCGCUGAUCGCAGAUCGCGACGCUCUUUUGAACCCCUAACACCGGAAACCUCACGUUUCCCCCUCCCUAACGAGCCUUCCACCCCAUUAUCGCCGACGACCCAAAUUCGCGUUCCGUCAAAUCUGGCACUUGAAGUGGACGAGGAUGAUAUCGACGAGGACGACGAUGAACGAUUCCGAAGCCGCAAACCGCUGCUUCUGCUUACCAGGUCUCGUGGCGUCCAGACCGAUGCUUGGCCCACCUAUCUUGCACCUAGCGGGAUGACCUCACCCUCACCUCACGACCCUCGCUCUGAGUCCUCAUCCUUCUCCGAGUCGACCGCAUCUACGCUGGGUGUCUUGUUCGACCGCGUCUCCACCCUCUUCAACCGCAUGACCCAGGCCGAUGCCCUCACGCUGACCAAUCGGCUCAAGCGCCAGCACCUUCGCGGCGCCGACGUCGGCCACCUCUCGCGCACGACUGUCAACGCGAUUGUGCAUGACGCGGGCAAUCUUCGCGCACAUUUCCGCGCUCUCCUCGAGGACGAGAAGGCGGUCGUGACAUGCACGCGCAAGGACCUGCGCGUGCUGUUCAAGCUCGUGAGGGAUAUGUUCGGCGAGCUGGGCGAGCUGAGGGUUGCGCUCAAUGAGGUGAUCUUGGAUCCCGGGUGUGCGCAGAGGGUGAGCACGAAUGCGCUAGACCCGAGCAAGGCAGAGAGGGAUCGGCAGGCGUCAGCGGGGGCUGCGUCGGGGGCUUCGGGGUGGAUUGCGCCAAUCUCGAAGCUGUUUGGCGCGCCGACGCCAAGUACGGGCCCGCCGGAGCGGGUUGUUUCUCCGCUUGCACGAUCGAGCAGUCAGCUCCGACCACGAAUCGUCCCGAAGCUCAGUCCUGCGACAGCUACCGCAUCGACGACUGUCAACGUUGAGUUUUCGGGCUCUGGCGUUGGGCGAAGCGUCACGUCCAGCUAUGCGCCAUCACCCGCUAUUGCCCCUCCGGGUGGCAUGCUAGGCCGCCAGCGCUCAUCCGGCCCGUCACACCUGCACAUAUUUGCGGGUGCACCCGAGCCAGCGAUCAACACGCCCGACUCGUGGGUCGUUGUGCCGAAGGGCGGGUCCAUGAGGGAGCCGGGGACGCCUGCGUUCCGGCGACCAGCGCUGCCGGGAAUGGGCCACUCAGAGCAACCGCAACAUCGCCUCUCGCGCAACGUCGACGCCGUGAUCGACAUGGAGACUCCCGAGCAGCCCACCCAGCAGAGCCCAGUCUCAGGCCCGGGCGAGGGCAAGGAAUCCGACGACGUCCUCGCACCACUAAUGGCCCGCCGUCUCCGACGCCGCGGCCUCUCAGACUCCUCCAUCCACUCCACCUUCCUCAGUCAAGCGCCCGCGCCCGCACCCUCAGAAGAGCAAGACCCACCACCACAAACGCCCACCGAGGGCGGCUUCGGCGGCUCGAGCGUGCUGCGCGCGCUCAGCCGGCGGGUGCAGAACUUCCGUGCGGGCACGCUGAGCGCGUCGCCGCCCGUAGCAGCCCCAGCGAUGGGCUCCCGGUCCGUCAGCACGAGCUCGGCGGCGACGGCGUCGACCCCGACGAGUCCACACGGGGGCGGUGGGCUGAGUGACCUGCUGCCCUCGCUGAGUGCGUGGAGCGCUGCGGUGGAGGGGCCGGAUGGGCUGCUGACGGGGCACCGGGAGCGGUUGUGA